Messenger RNA from Sphenostylis stenocarpa, 489 nucleotides. Lineage: Eukaryota; Viridiplantae; Streptophyta; Magnoliopsida; Fabales; Fabaceae. The record is from the annotation of a GenBank genome assembly.
AUGUGUCUCUGCGUUUGCAGACUUCAGUCUCACCCCUCUUCCUCCCCUCACCUCUCAGAUCUGCCUCCGUGUUCGCUGCUCCCGCAUUCGUUGCUCCGCGUUCCCUGCGUUUGUUGUUCCGCGUUCCCUGCUCCGCGACCGUUGCUCUGUGACCACUGGUCCACUACCAAUGCCUCUACGUUCGCUACCUUUGCCUUCGUUGCCUCCGCAACUGCUGCCUCCGCGAGUGCUGAAAUUGAUUUAAAUUUGUUCAUAAAAUGUGUCAAACUAGGUGAAACUCCACCAAACUUUCCUAUUGGGUUCCUUGAAUAUCCCCUCAAGCAAACUAAGUUGGUGACUUUUGCAUCUUCCUCCAACGUGCCAUUGGUAAUUGUCCUCAAUUUGCCCUCGACUGCUCCAAAGGUAAUAGUUAUUUUUGAAGCAGAGCCAAGUGCCAUUAUUGAUACUCCUUCAUCUCAUGAAACAUCUCCUCAACGAAUUUCAAAUUGA